CGCACGUGGUUGUCCUUCUUCGGCUGUCUUCGGCUGUCGAUGGCCCGGCGCCUCGCGAGAACCAGCUCUCGCCUCGCCCGGUCACUCAGCACCGCGCUCGCUGAAGAGGCUUCUUCCGCCCUGGUCACUCUCCAUGACAGGACUGUCGCCAUCGGCACGCCGCCGCGCACGCUUGUGGACCGUCUCAGCCUCACCCUGCGCGAGGGAGACCGUCUGGCCAUCCUCGGCGAGAACGGGAGCGGCAAGACGGUGACAGCCCAGCUGCUCGGCCGCGCCAUCGGCGGGAGCGCCGACGGCGUCGAGCUGACGCCCUCUUCAGCGGUCGCCUCCUCAGCUGGCGUCGGGCGUGAGGGCAGGGCCGUCGUCCACGUCUCGUUCGAGUCUCACCGAAGGCUGCUCCAGUCGGAGGUGAGGGAGUACCGCGAGAGCCGCUUCGACGUGACGCACCGCCGCGCCACGCUCGCCUCCUACCUCUUCCCAGAGCUGAGGCCGGACUUGCCGCAUCCGAACGGGUUUGCGGGGUACACUCCCAAGGAGGCGAGACUCGCGCCGCUCCCGGUCCCGUACGACGCGGACGCACACCACCCCGGCCUUGCCGCACUCGAGUCGGCCGUCACGCGAGGCGAGGCGUGCGAGCCUAGGCGCACCGGCUUCCUCGGCGGCGAGUGGCGGGAGAUGGCCGCCACCGUCGGCGCCUACUUCGACUCGCAGCGCCUUGCGUCGAGCGCGCGGCCGCCGCGGCCGAGGCUUCGGCGCGGGGCCGUGGCGGCGGAGGCGGCGGCGGAGGCGGCGGCGGCGACGAUUGUCGAUUUUCGUGAGGUCUUCGACCGGCUGUGCUGGAGGGUGCGUGAGCGAGAGAAGUGGGUGGUGCUCGGCGGCAACGGGAGCGGAAAGUCGACGGUGAUCGAGCUCAUCACGGGCGACAACUUACAGGCGGGCGGCAGGGAGGAGCCCCCUGCGGCAGUCAAGCUGCAAGGCGCAGCGCACAUGGGCCAGGACUACAUUGACUACGCCGACCCGUCCAUCAACCGGAACGCAGCCUCGGGCGGCGGCGUCACCAACUGGGAGGCGCGUGCUCUCUGCCCUCCUCUCUGCUGCGUUGUCCUCUCCGGCUUCUUCGACUCGGCGGGGCGCGUGAGCCAGACCUUCUUCCACCUCUCGCACGGCCAGCAGAAGCUGGUGCUGCUCUGCCGCGCCCUCGUCAAGCGGCCGAGGCUGCUUCUCCUCGACGAGCCGACGCACGGCCUCUCGGGGCACAAUCGCGAGCGGCUCCUGGAGACGCUUGCCUCGCUGGCCGACGAUGCGGAGUCGCCGGCGGUGGUGUACGUGACGCACCGCAGCGACGAGAUCGAGGCGCUCGAGUACGAGAAUGUGCUGCAGCUCACGGGAGGCGCGGCGGCCGACGGGUCGGGCUGGAGGGUGGUGCGCACACCGAGGUAGAGAGCAGUGGCCCCAGAGCCCAGUGCCGGUGAUGCGCCUCCAAUGGCGCGGUGUGCACCUGACGACGUGCAGGCUACAGCGUCCAGCCGCAGCGUGCACGCAGGAGGACCAGCCAGGACGGUCCGACGCACUCGCACACUAACAAAACAAACCACACAUACAUACACACAUGCGCACAUGCACAGGCAUGGCACAUGCACACGUGCACACAUGUCUCAUGACGAUUGACGCGUGAGAGGUCAUGUGUGCAUGUGGAUGUGCAUGCGAACGACCCUGUACAU
Molecule: messenger RNA, 1721 nt
Organism: Emiliania huxleyi CCMP1516
Lineage: Eukaryota; Haptophyta; Isochrysidales; Noelaerhabdaceae
Product: ABC transporter related protein
Exons: 10
Coding region: 40-1440 (466 amino acids)
Molecular function (GO): ATP hydrolysis activity; ATP binding
Source: RefSeq, a predicted model, not a curated record